UUUAAAUAAAACUCUGUUAAGUCCGCGUCGUCUACAUAUUCGGGCUCCACACUCGCUAGGUACCUCGAGGAAGUAGACGCAACCCCACCACGCACAUUUCAAAGUACCCGCGCCGACCACCGCUUUCUAAGACCAAUUACCCCCACCAAGACACCCCCCCAGCUUCAAACACAAAACACCCCAAUCCCUUCCCUCCUCGUGCCGAAGAGUCACCGCACAUCAGCCUCCACGAAACCCCCCCGCUUCUGACUCCUGCACAUCCGGCUACAACAACCCCAGCCAUCAAAUACCGUAUUCAACUUGACUCCGACAAUCCAUCGCAGACAAAUACCUCCACCUCCACCUCUAUCUCUAGUUACCUCUAGUCACCUCUACCUCUUCAGAGCUCGGCCUAUUGACCACACCAUCGCGGACUCCUCCUCCUCCCCGAAAAGAAGCAGAAGUCAAGAAGAACCUUAAAAUGACCUUCGCAACGAGCCCUUCCACCCCCUCCGCGAGCACAAUGGACGAAUACGCCUUCCCUUCGCACCGAUUGUCGCGCGCCCUGACCGAUCCCUCCAAGACACCUCUGGUGCUCGUCGCCUGUGGUUCCUUCUCGCCUAUUACCCACAUGCACUUGCGCAUGUUCGAAAUGGCGGUCGACCAUGUUAGGCAGAACAUGAGUGACGAAUAUGAGGUUGUUGCGGGCUACAUGUCGCCCGUGUCGGACCGCUACAAUAAGGCCGGUUUGGCUUCUGCUACGCACCGACUCCGCAUGUGUGAGCUCGCCUGCGACCAGACGUCCGACUGGAUCAUGGUAGACCCAUGGGAGGCCAUCCAGCCCGAAUACCAGCCUACAGCUCUGGUCCUAGACCACGUCGCCCACGAGGUCAACGACGUGAUCGGUGGAAUUGCGCCCUAUGAGGGUGCUCCUCGCAGCGAGUACCGACGCGCACACGUCAGCCUCCUCUCCGGCAGCGACCUACUCCAGACGAUGUCUCAACCUGGCGUCUGGAGCAUCCCCGAUCUGGACCACAUUCUCAGCGGCUAUGGAAUCUUUGUCGUCGAACGAUCCGGCUCAGCCGUUCACGACGCCCUGGCCCCACUAAAGGAGUGGAGCAACGACCUCGGCAAAGACUGGCUAGAGAACAUCCACGUAAUCCGGCAGCUGAUCGCCAAUGACAUCUCCAGCACCGGAAUUCGGCAGUUUCUCCGGCAGGGAAUGAGCGUACACUAUCUCCUCCCUGCCUGCGUCAUAGAGUAUAUCCGCGAGCACGGACUCUACCGCGAGGUCGAGGAGGGGAAGGAGAAGCGCAGCAGCAGCAUGCCUCCGCUCAGCAGGAAGGGCAAGGAGAAGGAGCGACAGAAGGCGGUGAAGGAGAUGGUUGCCGCUGCGGGGGCGAGUCGGAAGGAGUAAUCAAUCAAUCUUCUUCUUUGGGCGCCCCCACGCGGGGAAUGAACUGCAACGAAUCAAACUCGAAAAUGAAUGACUUCUUCUUCUCCUUAUAUUUUAUCUUAUGUACUUCCCGAUUUCCCCCUUUGCUUCUGUACCUAUUACUGUUCUGUUCUGUUCGGGUUCCUUUUCUUUUCUAUUCUUUUCUUGCUUGUAUAACUUUCCUACGUGCUUGCUUGCUCAUUCAUGUCCGUGUUCUUAUAUCAUUUGGGGGGU
Tricharina praecox is the source of this 1648-nucleotide messenger RNA. RefSeq lists its product as uncharacterized. The coding region runs from base 461 to 1396 and encodes 311 amino acids. Gene Ontology annotation, molecular function: nicotinate-nucleotide adenylyltransferase activity; nicotinamide-nucleotide adenylyltransferase activity. The record is from RefSeq and is a predicted model, not a curated record. NCBI's taxonomy places the organism in Eukaryota, Fungi, Ascomycota, Pezizomycetes, Pezizales, Pyronemataceae. The transcript has 3 exons. Gene Ontology annotation, biological process: NAD+ biosynthetic process.